Molecule: messenger RNA, 2634 nt
Organism: Nezara viridula (southern green stink bug)
Lineage: Eukaryota; Metazoa; Arthropoda; Insecta; Hemiptera; Pentatomidae
Source: the annotation of a GenBank genome assembly
AUGCACCUUCAUUUUGAAAAAAAUACAAAUACAAAAUGUGACUGUACAAUUUUAAGUCUGUCAUGGAUGGGAAAAGUUCCUGAUGAACUUCCUGAAGACCAAGGUUGGAAAUUGAACAGAACUAAUUACUAUCAGGAAGGUUGGUUAGCAACAGGAAAUGUGCGAGGUAUCGUUGGAGUUACGUAUACAACCUCCCAUUGCAAUAAGUCGCUGGAUUAUCCACCACGCACGAAUUACAACCUCCGAGGUCAUCGUUCAGAGGUGAUUUUAGUGAAAUGGAACGAACCUUACCAGAAAUUAGCCUCUUGCGACAGUUCCGGAGUUAUUUUUGUUUGGAUCAAAUAUGAAGGAAGAUGGAGUAUCGAACUAAUAAAUGAUAGAAACACAAGAGUGACCCACUUCAGUUGGUCACAUGAUGGACGUAUGGCGCUUAUAUGCUAUCAGGAUGGCUUUGUAUUAGUUGGCUCAGUAGCAGGUCAAAGAUAUUGGUCCUCUAUGUUAAACUUGGACUGUACCAUCAAUUGUGGAAUAUGGACCCCAAACGAUCAGCUGGUGUAUUUUGGAACCAGCAACGGCCAACUAGUGGUGAUGGACGUUCAUGGUGCUAUGAUGGCCCAAGUCGAAAUAGCCAAUCAAGUCGCUGUCACUGCGAUGGCUUGGUCUUGCGAGAAGUUCAAGAUGGAAGAAACUGAUGAUUCAAAUGAUUCAUGUCUGUGUGCAAAAUAUGUAUUGGCUGUAAGUCUAGAAAACGGGACGAUAAUGCUGAUGAAACAUUACUAUGAUGUCUCACCCAUCAGCAUCCAGACUGGCUUGUGUCCAAUUUCUAUCGAAUGGUCAAACAGUAAACAAUUAUUAGCCGUCGCUGGCACAGUCGCUCAUACUGAAUAUACUAACAUAGUUAAGGUUUAUACCGAUUGUGGAAAUCUAUUAUAUACAGCAGUCAUUCCUAAUACAACGUCUGCUGUUACUGCAAUGACUUGGGGACAUAACGAUAAAAGGCUGUUUGUCGCUACAGGCUGUAUUGUCCAUAUGGCUUGGGUUUCGAUGAGAAUAGCUUCUCUCCAGUUAUUAUCCAGCUUACAGGUAUACAAUAGAUUGCAAGGUGGCAUAAACCAAAUACCUUGUCUACCUCUUCCGUUGAGAAUCCAACAUCGCUUGUCAAAACUCUUUGCUCAUACAAUAAGGUGCUGUGUUCCGGAAGGUUCAGGAUUGAGGGAAUUCGUAAGCAAAAGUCCAAAAGUGCGUCUGCAUUGCACAAUGUUAAGACACGAUGAAGAUAUUUCUGCAAAUUGUUACACUUUGUUCCUUGAAUACCUCGGUGGUCUUGUUCCCCUACUCAAAGGGAAGCGCACCAGCAAGCUGAAACCUGAGUUUGUUAUAUUUGAUCCUCAAGUUACAGAUUGUCAGUGCGUAGCAACUGGAAAUAUGACUCUAAAUGCUGUUUGUAGCGGUAGUGAAAGAGAAGAUUCGGAAUGUGAAGAUUCAUAUUCAAGUCCGCGUUUGUCUAGAAAAAAGAAUCGUUACCAUCCUAGAAAAGAAGUGUUAUAUGCAGACACACUUCCUGAGGAAUCUCACUUGGCUGAGGUCACGUCUAACAUAUGGGGAACAAAGUUUCGGAUAAGAGGAAUAGCAAGCUGCUUAGCAGUCAACUUAGGCCAAGUUACUUAUAAGACUAGCCUCCUUCACCUACAGCCGAGGCAGAUGACUUUGCUUAUGGCAGGAGAUGGUCCUUCAGAACCUGGGGUGAGCCAAGUACUGAGCGAUGACGAAGAUGAAGGGAAAGGACUAGAAGACGGAGGAGCAGUUGCAGUUGCCCCUCUGAUGACUAGGUGUCGUGCGCCAACAGGUUACCAAGCAGGAAACGGAAGCAGCACUGAUAAUAAGAUGUCAAGAGCCGAAUGGUUCAUGACUCGUUCAUCGUUCAGAGAUUGUGAAUGUAGUCCUCAAGAAACUAGUACACUUCACGUCGGAGGGCUUAGUAACAGUGAAGAAGGUAGAAGAGGUGUAGUCCGUUCAUGCUCAGUAGGCUAUUUAGACCUGGUAGAAGGAGCUGGGUCGAAUAACAGGCUGGUAUUAGUGAGGCAGGGCCGACCUGCGAAACUGACACAUGCGGGCAAAAGUAGAUCCCUCGAUUCAUCAGAUAUCGGGAAGGGGAUUGCUGGAACUGGAGUGACACCACAUCCUCCACCAAGCAGUUCUCCAGCCAGUCCGGCAAUGGCAAAGAAAAAGAGGAAUCCAAGUUCAUCCCCAAUUAGAGUUCGGAUUCUGAACUCUCCUCUCCUGCCCAGAAGAUUAAGGCCGAGGCGUAAUGAUAAUGAUGGCUACCAAGACUUAGAGAGCUUUCAGAAAGCACAACUUAGGAAUAAGAUAGAAACUACUGCCAAACGGAAAGAGUUUAUAAUGCACAACAAAGCUCCAAUGUGGAAUGAAAACAGUCAAGUUUAUCAGCUAGACUUUGGAGGCCGAGUUACGCAGGAAUCAGCUAAAAAUUUUCAAGUGGAAUUCAGAGGAAAGCAGGUGAUGCAGUUCGGAAGGAUAGACAACAAUGCUUACACUUUAGACUUUCAAUACCCAUUUUCAGCUGUUCAGGCCUUCGCCGUGGCUCUUGCGAACGUCACGCAAAGAUUAAAGUGA